CAUACACAAUUCAUUCUUCUCCUUUUAGAGUUUGUGCAUGCAAUUGAGAAGCCACAAGGCUACCGAUUUAGUUGCACUCUCUAACGAAGAACUAGGCCGUUUGGAAUGAAGAAGAAGGACCAACUCCGAACCAGCUGAGAUGAAUCCCCAAGACGUGCUACCAGAAGGAGUUAACCCACCACCACCUGCCUUACCUGAAGGAGGGAACAAUCCUCCGAAUGUCUUGCCUGCUGCUGCCGGACCGGUCGGUCUAAUCCUCGGACCGAACGAUCCUCGUGCUACCAGACCGAUCGAUCCUGCUGCUGGACCGGUCGAUCCUCUUGUUGCUGCACAACCUGCUCGUACGCUUGGCGAGCAGGACACACUGGAUCGAUUCUACGCGAACCGGUCUGCGCUUCGUCCUCCGAAUCCCACACGUCAGGACUAUGAGAUCAACAACAACGUGGAAAACCCACAAGACAUGGUCUACCCUCCACGCCAACAAGGAGCUUUCAACAAGCCGUCUACGUUUCCUAACUACCCGCCUAAGCCAGCUGCCCCUCAGGAGAAUAAGCUGGAGACGAUGAUGCACUCUCUGAUCGAGAGCCAUAAGAAGAACGCAUCUGAGAUCAAUGCUAAGAUUGACGGGAUGUAUGGUGACCUUAAUGGGAAGUUCACUACCUUGGCGACAAGAGUCGACUCGUUGGAUAAAAGAGUUUCAUAUAUGGCUUCCAGCUCCAAAGGAAAAGAAGCUUGUAACGCUGUCGUGGCUCACUCUGGAGUCAACACAAGCUUCAACUCGGAUGUGUUUGGAGAUGUUUCGAGUUUUCAUGGCCCAGGAUCGACCGAUCUUCCUACCAGAUCGACCGAUCCUCCUGCUGGUUUCACCCUGUUGACCCGAGAGGUCAGAUCGACCGAUCCUACCUCGGAUCGAUCAAUCCGUGCUGUUGUUCCAGGCAUUUCUGACUCAUUUUCGAAUGAGAAUGAUGCGCACUUCGUCGCUAAGGCCGAUGUACUCCCCUAUAAGCCUCAGAGUCCUUAUCCAUUGGUGCCUAAGGCCAAGAUCGACGAGAAGAAGUAUAAUAGGUCCAAGGACAUCAUUGGCGAGUUGAUAAAGGAAGCUACGCUUUCCGAAGCUUUGGGAGAACUCCCGUUCUUGAAGAAGAUCUGCAGAGAUGUGAUCAAUGGUACUGAAGAUGCUGCAGAAGUUGAUGCUUACUUGGCGAAACGGAAGGAGGCUAGAGAUCCAAAGCUUGUCAAAGUGGAGAAACUUGAAGAUCCGGGCAAGUUUGUGGUGCCGUGUUCGAUUGAUGGAGAAGUCUUUGCUAACUCCCUGUGUGAUUCGGGAUCAAGCGUGAAUGUCAUGUCAAUGGCGACUGUCCGUAGACUUGAUCUCCAAGGGAUGGAGACUUCUCAAUGCUCAUUGAAGUUCGCAAACGCAUCCACGACCACUCCUCAAGGCUUUAUUGGUGAUGUGGAGGUGCGUAUUGGCAACCAUUUGGUACCCACCGACUUCCAUGUGGUAGAGAUGAGUGGAGGUUCGGAAACCCCUUUGAUCUUGGGACGUGCGUUCUUGACCACGGUUGGAGCCGUUUUUGACCUUGAAGAACCCAAGAUGACUUUCACCAAGAUUGACAAGAAUGUAGCCUACCACCCGGUGCUUGAAACCAAUCGCUCGGGAUCCAACUUUGCCAAUGUGUUUGUAGUGAUGAAGAGGACACCUCGUAUCCGCGUGAAUCGCCAAUGGCCUUUCCCUCCCCAUACUGCCGGCGUUGUCAAGAGGAAUUGCAAUUGCAACCCCCCAUGCUUUGACCCCACAGAGAACCAAGGAGAAAUGCGAGACGAGAUUCAUCCACAUGAUCUCAACAUGUUCGAGAUGCGAGUGAGGAUGGUACCGGAUGAUUAUAGUUUCGAAGAAGCUUGGUUCAAUUAUCCCGGUUUGCAAAGGUGCUUUUGGAGAAGUAGGGAACCUUUCUAUGCCAUCGAAGCACACUUCUAUAGGUCAUGUGAGAGAAACAAUGAGAGAAGAUGUCUUCCCAAGAUGGAAGAUCCCGGUUGCUUCGUAAUUCCAUGCGCUAUUAAUGGAGUCUCGGUAUACAAUUGUCUAUGCGACUCAGGAGCCGGAACAAGUGUGAUCCCUACCGCUAUCGCUUCUCGAUGUGGAAUCACCGAUUGCUUCCCAUCAACUACAAACCUCUACAUGGCCGACGAGUCCGUGGUGGUACCAAGAGGAGAACUUCACAAUGAGAUGGUGCGAAUUGGCGAUGUGGAUGUCCCCACGGACUUCAAAGUUGUAGAUGUGCCCGGGAAGCGUCAACAAGUCAUCUUCGGAAGAGCUUUCUUGAACACAGUUGGAGCUGUCAUAGAUACUCCAAAUCGCCGAGUAUGCUUCACCAAUGUUGACAAGGAGGUCUUCUAUCACGUCACGCCAAGAGGGAACGCGGUUAGACCCAUUCGUAUCGAAGACGGAGGUCGCAGUGUGAGCAUCUCAGGAGGACGAGUUGGAGAACCAGCCACCGGAGAGCGAGAGUGGACCCAAAAGGAUCAAGAAAACACCAUUGCACUCCGCGCUUGCACGUUCGAGCCUACACGGUUUCUGGAAACCGAUGUUCUGAGAGCGAUGGGCAUCCUCGAUGAUGUCUUGGGAUUUCUGCGCAAUGCUGGCUUCGGUUCUUUCCCGGAGAAGCGAUGGGAUAUCUAUCCCAAUGCCGCAGCCGAGUUUCUCGCCACGCUGCAGACUUUUGGGUCUGGUGAGUAUGUUUCUCGAGGUGCCAAGCAGGCACUUAUCCGUAACCCGGUGAUUCGCUUGGCGGUCCGUUUUAUGAGCAGCACUAUCUUUGCCCGUGCUGAGAUGGGUACUUUGCAGCUCCCUGAGCUAUCCAUGUGCUUCUAUGGGCUCCACCCAUUCAUCACUGACCCCACCGCGGCCAACUACAACAAGACGCACCGCGUCAACUUUGCCGCAUUACUUGUCCAGGAGUUCAUCCAGGUGGCGAAGCAAGCAUUUCGGUCUAAGAAGAAGGCGAUUUUGAUUGGGAUCUUGGUGACACCUAUCAUCACCCAUUGUCGUUUCAACAUCGCGCCUCCCGUUCCUGAGCAUAAGGCGCGAUUCAUUGAUCGGGAGCACCUUUACGCGAGCGAGAUCCUCAUCCGCCACUCGCUAGUCUACCGUUUCCAGGGUUCUGACGGGGUCUACAGGUACAUUCGCCUGCCCCGCAUUGAUUUGACAUCUCUCGCUAUUCCAGGAAACAUUCGUUUCAACCCGACUGCUGGGGCGCUUUGCGAGAGACCUAUCCCGCCAAAGACUAGUGGUGUCCGGAGAGCAGCACGCACCAGAUGCACUGAUGAGGCUGGCCCUUCUGAGCCUUCUUCAUCUCAGCCACCGCCAUUUCAGCCAUUCUCCGGACAGGUACCUCCAUUUGAGCUUGACGUGAGCGCUUAUACCGCUACAGACCCACCUGCGGAGCCGGCUACAGAGAUGGAGCGUUGGAUCUGCGAGACGACCAAGAAGAACAACACACUGCUGACAAAGAUUGCUACUUGGCUUUGCUGCGUCGCACCACCACCACCACCUCCGCCUCCAGGCGUACCUACUCCAGUGCAUGAGUCUGACCCUGAGGACGAUACCUUCGCCGCUGUUUUUGCCGUUCGCACAGACGAUGUUGAUGAGGAGUACUCUUCAGAUCCUCCUGGUCGGUCCCAUACAUGGCACUCUUCAUCUAGCCAUGAUGAUUCGGAGACUAGCGUGCAGGACGACUUCCGCAUACGCACCAGGAGGAAGGCAGGCGAUAGGGGCACUCCACCGUCUCUUUAGACUCCAUAUUCACUGGUUACAUCCUCUGUA
Molecule: messenger RNA, 3823 nt
Organism: Arabidopsis arenosa
Lineage: Eukaryota; Viridiplantae; Streptophyta; Magnoliopsida; Brassicales; Brassicaceae
Source: the annotation of a GenBank genome assembly